ACUAAGUUAAAAAUGAAUAACUACUUACAAAGUAUAUGUAUGUACAAGUAACUGCUGUGAUUAUUGUCAACAUUAUUAUGAUUAAACUGUGCAGCAGGUUCCUCUACAAAGGGAGAUAGACUGUCCUGCGUGUGCUGAAAUUUCAAGACUCAAAUGAGUGAAGAGUACCAAACACAGCUAGGACAAACAGGGUCAUCAUCUUCAAUAAAUGAGAUUGAUAUUAUGCAUUGGAACUUGAGAAGAUAUCGCGGACGCCAAAGCGGAGUGGGUCCUACCCUAUCAAAGGGUGCAUCUCGACGAGUGGAAGAUGGCGCUACUUCAACGUUCCAAGACCACCGGGAUGUUCAAAUAAGUGAAUUGAAGGCAAAUCAAGAGUUGAUGCAAGCAAAUCAGGAGUUGAUGCUUCGUGCCCUACAACAAUUUAUUCCUGGCUUUCAACUUCCUUCACACAGCUCCGCAAAUGAUGUUCCUUCUACAUCAAGUGCUAACCAACCUGAUCAGAAUCUCGAUGAAGAUGAUCAAGAUUGAUAACAUGGAGUUGAAUAUGCUUUUUACUUGGUUAAGAUGAACAUGAAUUUAUUUAUGUUUACAUUUUGUGAUGUUGUUGGUAACAAUUUAAUGAAACUCCGUUGUAGGAUAACUCACUUUUACUAUGGAUAUUGAAUGAAUGUAUGUGUUGUUGACAUUGGUUGUGUUUGGACAGAUUGUGGUACUAUUGGUUUAUUAAUAAAAGUUUUGUAUGAAUAGCA
Cuscuta epithymum is the source of this 749-nucleotide messenger RNA. NCBI's taxonomy places the organism in Eukaryota, Viridiplantae, Streptophyta, Magnoliopsida, Solanales, Convolvulaceae. The record is from the annotation of a GenBank genome assembly.